GAGAGGGAGAGCGCGAGCUGUCUACGGUGAUGUUCCAUACGCCCUCUCCGCCCCUGCUGCUCGAGAGACAGGUGGUCGGGACACAUGCCUUCAUCCUCGAGCGCUCCCCGGUUAAAAGAAGAAAACAAAUCGGUUGACAGACAGCGGUGGGACUGCUAUCGUGAGGCAAGCGCGUCCCCGAUGGAAUUGGAGCCGGUGACCUCCGCGCAGCGAGCACUGGGCAGAGGAGAGAGAGGGGAAAGCAAGUUGGCGAGAGAACCUUACCGAUUUACGUUUACGUUUCUCACCAUGACUAUUGCGCUGGCUGCUUUUCCGCCGCAGCGGGGGGGAUUGUUAUUCACUUACAGACGGAAGAAACACACAAACCUCUGAGGCAAACCGGAGAGAGAGCAUUACCGGGAAUUUCCUUUUGUUCCAUUAUUCAUUUGGAUCCUAAUAGCUGUUGGAAGUUGUCUCGUGGGGAUUAUGAUGGCUUCGGGUGCCGGUAAAGCCCCGCAGCCCCCCGGGCCAGGCUCCGGUAGCCUUAACGGGACUGCAGCAGACUUACCGAACAUAGAGCAGGAGCUGUAUGACUAUCAGAUGCAUGGCAAGAUGUGCAAGAAGAUAGCUCAGCUAACCAAGGUGAUCUAUUCUCUGAACACCAAGAACGAAGAGCAGGAGGCGGCCCUUCAGGCCGUCAGCCACGCCCACCAGGAAGAGCUGAGGCGGAUUACCACGGGGACGUGUACCGAGGGGGAGGAGUCGGUAGUGCUUAGGACACGCCUCUCAGAGCUGCAGGAAACUCUAGCUCAGGUUCAGGUAGACUUUGAGAGCUACCGUGUCCAGGCAGAGGAGAGGGAUCGUGGGGUAGAGGCAGAGCUUAAGAGGGACUAUGAGGAAAAGCUCCAGGCUCUGGGGCUGGAGAGACAGGAGACCCAGGCCCAACUCAACACGGCCCAUGACGAGAGUCUACGACUGGGGAGAGAACUGGAGACGGCUGGGGAGUCUGUGCAGUGCCUGGAGGUUCAAUGUGACGAACUACGGAGGAAAGGAGAAGAGGAGCGAGGGAAAGGGAAGGAGGAGGAGACGGAGAGAAUGCGACUCCUCUCGGAGGAGGUGAAGACUCUGAGGAAAGGGAAGGAGCAAGCAGAGGAAGAGAGGGAGAGAGCAGUGAGAGAGGAGAGGGAGAAGUGGGAGACGAGGAUGAAGGAGGUGACAGAGGAGAAGGAGGAGUUGAAGAGGAGCAUGGAGGAGGCGCGCAGGGAGGAGAGACGGCAGUGGGAGGAGAGAGAGGAGGAGGAGAAGAGAGGGAUGAGUACAGUACUGAGAGAGAGAGUGAGGAAGGCGGAGGGAGAGAUGGAGGGCAGUCUGCAGCGACUCAACGAGAGCAAGAGACACGCUGCCAAACUACAGGGCAGAAUACAGGACCUGGAGGAGGAGUUGGAGUCGGGGAGGAGGCGUGUCUCGGGGGCAGAGGGUGGGGCUAAGAGGGCAUGGGAGGAGUUAGUCGUGGCCAAAGAGAGACUACUGCUGCAGGAGGAGGAGCUGCAGAGCAAAUCAGAGGAGCUGCUGAGUCGUGGUGUGUGUGAGGGGUGUGUGUGUGUGAACGUGGAGGAGUUGAAAGGUCAGGUGAACAAACUGCAGAGCAGGAACAGAGAGCUGGAGUUGCAGAGCAGCGGGAGAAACAACGACUACGCCAGACAGCAUGCGGAGGCCCUGGCUAGUCUGCGUUCUGAGAUGGUGAGGGCUCAGUCAGAGGAGCUCCGGAGAGAACGGAAACACGCGGAGGUGGACAAGGAACAAAUGCAGAAAGAGAGAGAAGAAGAGAGAGAACACCUGCAGAAAGAGAGAGAAGAAGAGAGAGACAGACUGCAGAAAGAGAGAGAAGAAGAGAGAGACAGACUGCAGAAAGAGAGAGAAGAAGAGAAAGACAGACUGCAGAAAGAGAUAGAAGAAGAGAGAGCACGCCUGCAGAAAGAGAUAGAAGAAGAGAGAGAACACCUGCAGAAAGAGAGAGAAGAAGAGAGAGAACACCUGCAGAAAGAGAUAGAAGAGGUGAAAGGAAGAGUGACAACACAGAUGGAAGGAAACACGGAGCGAGUGGAGGAGCAGAGAGAGAGUCUGAACCAGGAGAAGAAGAGAUUGGCAGAGCAGGCGAACAAGGAAAGGAAGAGAUUGAAGGAGCAGGCGGACGAGGAAAGGAAGAGAUUGAAGGAGCAGGUGAAGAAGGCGAUAGAAGAGGUGAUGAGGAAACAUGCAGCUGAGCUCCACAACGCCCAGGAAGCACUGAGGAAAAACCAAGAGCAGGUGUGUGUACGUGUACAGGAGGACAGGAGGAGUGGUGAAGAGGUGUGUCGAAGGCUGCAGACUGAGAGGGAGGAGCUUAGAGACCAGCUGCAGCAGGCAACCAAUCAGAUCUGGCAUUUGGAAGGAGUCAUUCAGCAGCAAAGUCAGGGGUGUGUGGCCUCUGAAACUCCUCCCACCUGCGGAAUCCACUGUUCCCACCUCCGAGAGGAUCUGCAGCACAUACAGGAAGAGAUGGAGCGACAGAGAGAGAGUUACCAGAGGGAGAUGACAGGUCUGAGAACAGACAAACAGAGACUGGAGGAGAAGGUUCUAGAGCUCAACCAACAGACCCAAGAGAACACAGACAGAAACGUUCCGGAACACAACCAAGGGAACACAGACAGAAACGUUCCAGAACACAACCAAGGGAACACUGACAGAAACGUUCCAGAACACAACCAAGGGAACACUGACAGAAACGUUCUGGAACACAACCAAGAGAACACAGACGAGAGAAUCCGGUCAGAGUGUGAGGAGCGCCUGAGGGCGGAGCUUGAUGCGGCUGUUGCCACGAGCAACCAGAGAGAGCAGGAGCUGCAGACUCAACUAGCAGAUCUCCAAUCACAGGUGGAGAGGAAGGCGGGGCCAGCAGAGGGUCACCAUGAUGACAGCGAGAUUGACAGGCUGCGGAGGGAGGUGCAGGAGACCAGAGACAUGAACCAGAGACUGAGAGAGCAGCUGCAGGAGGAACAGAGACACUCUGAAGAACGACACACGGCGUUGCAGGCUCUGGAGAGACAAGCUCAGGAGGAACUGCAGACCGAGAGGAACAGACUCCACACACUGCACCUGUUACAGCUAGAUAAGCAGGGUACAGAGCUGAGCCAGCAGUACACAGAGUGGAGUAGACAGUUGACCCAGAGACACAUGAAACACAUCGAAGACCUGCAGGCGGAACUACACACACACACAGAGAUGAUGGCCCUGCAACAGGACUUGAAGCAGCAGAAUCAGUACCAGGUGUUUGAGCGUCAGCUGGAUGAGAGUCGCUGUGCCGUUCUGGAACUACAGAGGGAAAACACUGUACUGAGGUCGGGAGAGGAGGCGAUGGGAAGAGAAAGAGAGCAGAAGGAGAGAGAGGAGGAAGCCCAACGACUGAGAGUGGAGGUGGACAGACUGAGAGAAGAGGUGGAGAAACUGGAAGAGGCUCAGAAACAACGGGAGGAACAGAGAGAAGAAGAGAUGAGAGAAGAGGAGGCGCGAAGAGAGAUGGAGGAGAAGAGGAGGGACGAGGAGAAGAGGACGGAGGAGGAGAACAGGAGAGAGGAGGGGAAGAGGAGAGAGGCCGAGGUUGAGGAGAAGAGGAAGGUGGACGAGGAGAAGAGAAGGAAGGCGGAGGAGGAGGAGAAGAGGAGGAAGGAGGAGGAGGAGGAGGAGAGGAGAGAGGAAGUGAAGAAAGAGCACAGGAGAGCGAUGCAGAGUCUGGUGUGUGAAUACAGCAGCUGUCAGGCAGAGCUACAGACUCGCAUAGUGGCCCUGGAGACAGAGCUACGGGAGCGUGAGGAGAGGUGCAGGAGGAGGGAGGUUCCUCUCUGUGAUGAUCUCCAGAUGGGGAGACUACAGGAGAGACUCACUGAGAGGAACCAGCUCAUCAAACGCCUGGUGGAGGAACGACAUCAGCUGCAGUUUCAUCCUCCGGUUGCCGGGGACAACGGAACCCUCAGGCUCCAUGACAACAGGCCACACCCCGGGAUCGUUACACCAUCUAUGAGGAGGAAGCGUGUGGAGGAGUCUCCGCCCCGCAUCACCAGCGUUCCAAACCUCAGCGCCUACGAGAGGAGCGUCCCCCUCCCCACGACACCCCCUCCCCCUGCCUCCCCCAACACCUCCCCCUCCUCAACUCUGCCCUACGCCUCCUCCUCUCUCCCCCGUUCCUCCCCCUCCCUCCCCCGUACUCCCAGGUCUCCCAGUUUGGAUCCCAGCGGUCGCGGCCCUCUCUCUCGUACCCCCACUCCUCUCCCCCUGCUCCCACCACCCCUCCCCCUCUGUCCAUCCUCCCUCCCCGAGCCUCGACACGGGAUUCGACACGUCACCUCACCCUCGCAGGAGCUCCGCCCACACCUGAACAGCCAGUCAACCAGGAGCCCAUAUUUGGAGCAGAGGGGGAGUGGCCAGGGGGCAGAGGGGCGGGACCCUCAGAGGCAGGAUUGGUACACAAAGUACUUCUCCUUCUGAACACACACACACACAUACACACACACAGGUGACCUCUACACACCUGUACAACACACUCAGCUUUAAACAAACACCUGACAGACCAAAACGAUGCUUGUUCAAUGCAAAUGUCUUGUAUUAUAAUCUAUAAUGUGGAAUAAAGUAUUUUAUUUAU
Molecule: messenger RNA, 4654 nt
Organism: Oncorhynchus masou masou (cherry salmon)
Lineage: Eukaryota; Metazoa; Chordata; Actinopteri; Salmoniformes; Salmonidae
Product: protein FAM184B-like
Source: RefSeq, a predicted model, not a curated record